Molecule: messenger RNA, 297 nt
Organism: Phytomonas sp. EM1
Lineage: Eukaryota; Euglenozoa; Kinetoplastea; Trypanosomatida; Trypanosomatidae
Source: the annotation of a GenBank genome assembly
AUGCUCGUCUCCUUUCUUUGUCGGGCCGCGAACUCGGCGGGCGUGAUAGGGGGGGGCUCCGGGAAGUCGAUUUUGAGCUACCUGUCGUGUGAGUGGGACUUUCUGCAGGUGCCGGGGCACCCAAACGAGGUUGAAGUACGUUUCGCCCUGGCGUUCGAGUUUAGGAAUCCUCUCUACAGCAGGCUCAUAACAUCCAACAUUGUGGACGUCAUGACGCGGAGCUUUGAGAAACGAUGUGAGCAGCUCUAUGGACCGCCCUCGGUGCCGAGGCGGGUGCUGUCGCCAUCCAAAGUUUAG